AUGCAGACGUUAAGUUUUGGUGGCGAAACACCCCCGAUAUCCUUACUACAAAAUGCUACCAUUCAUACGAACGUUGUUAAUGUUUACGGCCCUACCGAGACGACUAUAACUGCAACAACAUGGAUAUGUCCGAUAGAUUUUAAAAGCCAUUUGAUACCAAUCGGUCGUCCACUAUCAAAUAUCCAAGUCUACUUGCUAGAUGCACAAGGUGAACCGGUGCCAUUGGGCGCCGCAGGAAAACUGUAUAUUGGUGGCGCUGGUGUGGCCCGCGGCUACCUCAACCGACCUGAACUUACUGCGGAACGCUUUUUGUCCGAUCCAUUCAGUGAACAUAAGGCAGCGCGCAUGUAUCGUACCGGAGAUCUGGCACGCUAUCUACCUGAUGGAAAUCUAGUAUAUUUGGGACGUACCGACCAACAAAUAAAAAUUCGCGGCUGCCGAAUUGAGCCCGGUGAAAUCGAAGCCCGCCUUGUUGAAAAUCCUUUGGUGCAUGAAGCGGUUGUACAGCCAUGGAAAGACGAGAUUGAUGGCGAUACCCGUUUGGUGGCCUAUGUAGUGGCCGAUUCAGAUGCAUCACUUGCUAACAAUCUACGUACAUAUCUAUCAUCUUUACUGCCUGAUUAUAUGGUACCGGCGGCUUAUGUGUGUCUAUCAUCAUUACCACUCACAAUCAAUGGCAAGUUAGACCGGCGUGCAUUACCGCUUCCAGAUGAUGAAGCAUUUGCUCGUCAGUUAUAUGAAGAACCACGGGGUGAAAUGGAAGAAAAAGUUGCCAAAAUUUGGAAUGGAAUACUUGGCAUUGAACGCAUCAGCCGAAAUGACAAUUUCUUUGAGUUGGGCGGCCACUCUCUGUCAGUUAUGCAAUUCACGAACCUUAUUAAAAUGCAUUAUGAUAUACGCGUCAGUGCUCGGGCUGUGUUUUCCUUUCCAAUACUCAAAGACUUAGCGGAAAGAAUGACCAAUUCUUCAGACAGAUUGUAUUCAGAUGUUGCUAUACCAGCUCGUCGCUACGGCGAUGGGACACCUAUAUUUUUUCUUCCCAGUGGCGAUGGAGAUAUUUCUUAUGCCUUUGAAGUAGCAAACUUGAUUGAUAGAAGUGUUCCUGUUUAUGUGUUACCAUGGUCGUCGCCUGAAAAAGAGCAGCCAUCAUCCAUUGAAGAAAUGGCCA
Messenger RNA from Contarinia nasturtii (swede midge), 1168 nucleotides. RefSeq names its product mycosubtilin synthase subunit C-like. Gene Ontology annotation, biological process: secondary metabolite biosynthetic process; amino acid activation for nonribosomal peptide biosynthetic process. Lineage: Eukaryota; Metazoa; Arthropoda; Insecta; Diptera; Cecidomyiidae. Gene Ontology annotation, molecular function: phosphopantetheine binding. The record is from RefSeq and is a predicted model, not a curated record. The transcript has a single exon. The annotation marks the transcript as partial. Gene Ontology annotation, cellular component: cytoplasm.